Messenger RNA from Amaranthus tricolor (Joseph's coat), 864 nucleotides. RefSeq lists its product as uncharacterized. The record is from RefSeq and is a predicted model, not a curated record. The transcript has 2 exons. NCBI's taxonomy places the organism in Eukaryota, Viridiplantae, Streptophyta, Magnoliopsida, Caryophyllales, Amaranthaceae. Bases 124 to 669 code for a protein of 181 amino acids.
AAAGGAGAGAAACAUUGUUUUAUAUAAGUGAGGCCCACCAUAAUAUUAGCAAAUGAAUGAAGCAAAGCAUUGAGUUCUAGUGGCUGGUGAGUGUUGAGCUCAAAGCACCUUAUCCCUUUUCAAAUGCAUCACCUAAAUUCUUUCUCUUCUCAAACUCCAUUAACAGCUAGGAGCUGUUCAAACUCCAUUAUAUCUAAUAAAACUGCCAUAUCUUCUUCUUCGUCGAUUGAUGCUACCAAUCAUGGCAUAUUCUGUAAAGUAUGUAGGAAACAACCAUUAUUUAUGCCUAAAAAAAGAAGCAAGAAUCAUCAUCAAUGGAGGAUUUCAGCAGUUGAAAGGGAUCAAUCAAAGUUUGAGGUUGACCAAGAUAAGGCUAGAAAAGCUCUUAGUGAAUUAGACCAACAAAUUGAAUCUCUUUCUACAAAACAACCCAAUUCUCCUAAGAUCAAAGCCUCAAGUAUUGGAAAUUUGGCAGAACAAGCAAAAAACGAGCCUCCAGAAAUUACAGGGUCAUUUUUAAGAUACACCGCAUUUUUUCUAUUUUUAUUUACAAUUCUAUACAAUGUACUUUUUGUAACAGUCAUAAAACCCUCUGUUGAUGGUCCAGAUGAGGAUGUUGCAGAUACUGAUGUUACCACAACUUAUCAAGCUCCAAAUAAUGCAAGUUAAUCAUAUAGCAAUAACCAAGCCAAAAACUCUAAUUGCCUCAAGUAUUCAGCAUUUCUAUAAACUUAUUUUUGUAUCACAAAUUGUUGUCUAAGCAGAUUUACUGAGAAACGCGCAUCAUAUAUGGGUAAAAUAACCUAUCUAAUACAUAAUAUGAAAAUAUGAGGUCGUCUCUCUGAGAGACGGCCUCUCACAGUA